Pleuronectes platessa (European plaice) is the source of this 4566-nucleotide messenger RNA. RefSeq names its product tumor protein p53 inducible nuclear protein 1 (gene tp53inp1). Gene Ontology annotation, biological process: autophagosome assembly; positive regulation of DNA-templated transcription. The record is from RefSeq and is a predicted model, not a curated record. The transcript has 4 exons. Lineage: Eukaryota; Metazoa; Chordata; Actinopteri; Pleuronectiformes; Pleuronectidae. Gene Ontology annotation, cellular component: nucleus; autophagosome. Bases 475 to 1347 code for a protein of 290 amino acids.
CCUCUGAUAGGCUGUCCCUGGUGACGUCACGGCUAUCAGCUGUUGGAGCUCCACAACAACAACAAAGAAGCAUCAGGCCGCGGAGGAAACUUCACCUUUUUAUACUUGAACAUCAUUUUAUUUCUUCCGAGAAGAAACAUCCGGGUUCUGCUGGUCCUGAAGAACCGCGUCUACCUCAGCCUCAGGGAUCUCAAAGCGGACUCGCGCUCUUCUUCUGCGGCAGCAGGGUUUCUGAUUUAUCGACUCGUUCCUCGACCUGGACGCUGAGCGAUGUCCAUCCUGCGUCUGCUGACCCUCAGAUGAUCGCUGACCACACGCUGUUGUUGCACUUUACCUUUCCGGAGCCUUCCUGCCGCCGCGAAUCCCGCAGCUGAUGACCAAAGUGCCCGCCACGCCCCCCCGCCAUCGCCCCGUGCCGCGCGCCCUCCCCAACCCCUCCCUCAUUCUCUCGCCCCGGCAGGACGUCCAGGCGGGAUGUUUCAGAGGUUCACUAGCGCUCUGUUCGGGGAUGAGGAGCUGAGCCGAAGCAGCGAACCUGGAGACAGCAAAGAGGAGGAGGAGGAGGAGGAGGACUGGAUCCUGGUCAACUACCUGGCUGAGGCCUGCUCCGGUCAGCGUGGUGACGGCCUCCCUGGAUCCUCUGGUGCUCGUGAAGAGGAAGAGGAGGAAGAGGAGGAGGAAGACGAUCUGGUGAUGAUUCCCUCUCCGAUGGCCAGCCCCCCCAUCCGCUACGCCUCCUGCACCUCCCUCAACUCCACGACUGACACUGACCCGGAUGGCGGAGCCGAGGAGGAUGAAGAGGACGGGGACGAAGAAGAGGGCGGCUUCCAGCGCCUGGACGCCUGCUCUCUGGAGGAGAGCUGGUUUGUCACCCCCCCGCCCUGCUUCACCGGCCGCGGCCGCCGGCCCGUCCUCCUGGAGACCAGCCCUCUGGAGAACCUGCUGAUCGAGCACCCCAGCAUGUCCGUGUACACCCACCACAGCCCCCCUCGGCUGACCAUCGACCCCCUGCCGCGCUCCCUGGACCGGGAGCUGGACUUUCUGUCCGGCAACGUGCCGGCGACCCCGACCGCCUCGGGGGGGAAGGAGAAGGCGAGACGCACGCUGGACGGCCCACGCCACAGGCCAGAGGUGGCGAUUGUCCCGCGGCGCUCCAGCCUCCACGCCGCCUGCUACGCCGCGGCGCUCUCCGCCCGCUCCGGCCUCGUGCAGCCGCGCUCGGGCGGCGCCGCCCAACGCACCCAGCUGCUGUCCCGCAACGCCCUGCGCCGCCUCAACCUGCUGCGCCCCCCCAAGACCAGCACCAUGCACCUGCACCAGCCGUGCCAGAGACACCUCAACUUCUGAGGCCAGGGCGACCUUCAUCCCCAUCCUCCUCCUCCUCCUCCUCCUCCUCCAGCCCUUCAGCCGUGUGGAAACUCAACCCACACUCAUCUCACCAGCAGCGAGUCAUCAGCCCUCACUUACACACAGCUGUUCCAGAAUCUGAUUGGACGGUUAAAAAGGGAAACCGGCUGGUGAUUCCUCCUCUUUUUAUCAAUUAAUGUAGCACCUCCUGCUCCUCCUCCUCCUCCUCCUCCUCAUCCGUCCAUCCUGUGAAAGAAAGGGUCAUGUGUUCCCACCUCACAUUCUCUGUGGCCAAUCACAAUGAGCGGGCGUUGUCACAGGGACGUCCUCCUCCUCCUCCUCUUCUUCUCUUUCUCCUCCUCUUCUUCUCGUUCUCCUCCUUGUUCUUUAUGAGUCGGUGCUGUGGGUCCCUUUACUCAGCGGCAGGUUCACAGCGAGGCUCCGUCGGGCAGCUCUCUGGUCAACUUGACGUUUCAGACCCUGCAUCACCUGAACCUGUGCCCUUUAAUCAGCGCGGGGGGGGGGGGGGGGGGGGUUCUAGCGUCGACACGUUGAACACAGCUCGGGUCUGAGACGUGUCAGUAAAAAGAGGCUAAAUCACAACUUUAAAGGGAAAGUCUCCUCAAAUAGUCCGGACACUGUGACACUUCCUGUUCCUGUUCUUUCAUCCAGUCGAGCCUGAAAGGAAACGCCCACUUUUUCAUCCUGGAACCAGUCUUUAAUUCUUUCAUUUCAUUUCUUUAAUUCAGAGCAAAAACUAAUAUUAGAAAACGGGAAAAAACAACUUUCAGUGCCUCUUCUUGAAAAUCAGUUUUGCUUCAAACUCUGAAUUCGCUUCGUGUUUUGCUUUAAGUCCGACGUCACAAACAUCCAGUGAAUCACUGAUGGUUGAGAGAAUCCACGUCCUCUCGUGACGCAGCAGAUGUAAAACCCGUCACCACAGUGUUUCCCAAAGGUUCGGAUCUUUUGAGGAGACUUUUCCUUUUCCUCGUGUGGAUCCUGCGGCGCCGCUCGAACCCGCCUCUGACUUUGUAAUUCAGUAGUUUUCACAACAUCUUUUUGAUAGAAGAAAAAAAGACGGUAAAAUUUACUGGGUUAGAUAUCACUAAACGCCUUGUUUUAACGGUAGCUUUCAGAUGAAUAGAUAUAUAAAAAAAAAUGUAUUUAAAAAAAAAAAACUUCCAAAAUAUUUUUUGAAAAGAAAAAAACAGAUUACAUAUCAGUAUGAAGUUGGUUUAUAUGUGUCCAUGGUUUCGGUGUGUGUGGUGACGUUCAUGUGUUGCAUGGUUGUAGAGUUGUGUCAGUGUCACGACGGCUGAAACAGAAAAUGGAAAAAGAUGAUUUGUUCUUUUGCUCUUAAAUGAAUCUGCAGUUCACUUCUCAGGGUCACAACCAAUCACUUACACUUAAGGAAAAUGCAGAUUUACUUGACAGCUGAUGAUUCUUUUUUGUGUGCUCACACUUUUCCCCUCGCGGGAGUAGUGACUUUUAAUUUGCUGUCUGGGAAACGAACCCUGAUCCCAGGUCUGUGAAAAGAGGCUUGAUGCUCAGUUGACAGUUGGAAAUCCAUCGAGAUGGAGAGAAACUUGUUUGUCUUUAUAUAUCUAUAGAUAUAUAGAUUGCUCGAGUGUACCUAUAACAUAGUUUUAGAAAUGUAUUUUAAUGCUUUUUAUUUGUUUUAUUUCCAUGUUAACUUAGUUACAUUUUCAUAAACUGUUUAAAAUAUUUAAACCAAAAAGUAGCAGUGACCUUUAAGCUUUCACUAGUUGAUCAUACUGAUGUUCUUUUGUGUUCUUUGUUCUUUAGUUGUUUAUCUUGUAAUUGUUAACAGCUCUCGGUCUAGUGGCUCUGAAUCAGUGGCGGAGUGGGUUUAGUGGCCGCUGUAGGGAAAGUGGAGCCCGGGCCGAGUGGCCACACUGCAGCUGAACAGGGAUCAGCUCUUCUGUGUAAAGAGAAGAAGAAGAGACGACAAAACUGAACAUGAACACGUCCAGAGACAAAUAAUGAGACGCUGAUUCAAACACACAUUCAAAAGUUUGACUUAUGUCAGAGUAACGACUUCCUGUCAAACUACAAACACAAAUACUUUACUCAUCACUUGUUUUGAAUGAUUUGUGGAAGUGAUGGACUGAGUGUCACAUGGUUUCUGCUCCUGGAUGAUCUGAAGCUUCAGUGUUUCACAGGUUUCCACCGACCUGUCCUCUCAAACAGGAAACACUCAAUGUUGAUGUUGGACUUUCGGGAACUGAUCCCCUUUCCUGUGCUGUGUGAAUCUGGGGUCAGUUCAGAUCCAGUUUCUCGUGGCGGAGACGUUUCUGCAGUGUGGCAGCUGAAUGUCUGAAUCUGGCGGCCUCAGCUGAUUGGCCGGUAGCGUUUAUAACAACGCACUAACACGCGCUUGUUAGGCGCCUGUAGGGUUCUCUGUAAAUAAUCGUAACGAUAGUGGAGUGGUUCUUUCUCUGGUGUGUUUGAGCUUUUCUUUUCUCGAAUGUCUCCCUCUGUUAUCGAGCUUUGCAAUCAUGGACGAUGUCAUUUUGUGUUUCUGUUGUUUUUGAAGCAGACUUUAGGACAGAAGGGAUCGGAGGAGUCAGUCAGGAGCCUCUCAGAUUGGACUUGUAGUUUCUGUUCUCGCCAUCAUCAUCAAACUAACAGGGAUUUGUGAUGUUUUUCUUUUUGUUUGAUGCCUUGAACUUUGUGGAUCAUGUGCCUUCCAGGUUGAAAUGUUGUAAUGACAAUGCAUCAAUGAAGAACUUGAACUCUUUUUUUUAAAAUAUAUAUACAGACACACAAACAGACGUCAGAAACCAACUAUGCACCACUUGAUCGCCCAGCGUACGUCUUUUAUAUCGACUCAACAACCAGACAGAUGAUGUAGCAAAACCUCCUUUCUCCUCUCGUUUAUUUAAAGAAAAGUGUGAAGAAUAUUUUGUGGCAUUUUUUUUUCUCCAAGUACUAGACAAUUGUUUUGCUUUUUUUUGUGUAGUUUACUGGAAUAAUACAGCACUUUGCCAAAAACAAAAAAAAGUUUAGGAAUUUUAGUUUAAUGUUUUAUUUAUCUACAUAUCUGUUCUCCUUUUUUUUUAUGUGUGAAUGAUGGAUUAUCUGAUGUCAGAAACAAAAAAAAGAAUGCUAAUUAUAGAGUGGGGUCAUCUGUUAUUGAACUGUAAUAGUUAACACAUGUGAUCUCUUAUUACAUAAUAAAUGUUUUCAUACACAGCU